This is a messenger RNA of Glossina fuscipes, 1644 nucleotides long. RefSeq names its product proton-coupled amino acid transporter-like protein CG1139. The record is from RefSeq and is a predicted model, not a curated record. The coding region runs from base 192 to 1562 and encodes 456 amino acids. Gene Ontology annotation, biological process: amino acid transmembrane transport. Gene Ontology annotation, cellular component: vacuolar membrane. The transcript is spliced from 9 exons. Gene Ontology annotation, molecular function: amino acid transmembrane transporter activity. NCBI's taxonomy places the organism in Eukaryota, Metazoa, Arthropoda, Insecta, Diptera, Glossinidae.
AUGAGGGAAGCCAGCUGCACUGUUGUAAUUGCUCGCAUAAUAAAAUUUAGAAAAAAAUAUAUAUAUAAAAAAAUUUGAAAAAUUAACAAAAAACCACUUGUAUAAAUAAAAAGAAUUGAAGUAAACAAAAAUUAAUAGAAAAGAAAAUAUGAAAAGUGUUUAAAAAAAUUGUCUUCGUGUAAAUAGUGACUAUGGAUAUCUCUUGCAGUUUGCCUGCCGUUAAGCAGUCGACUACAGAAAAUGAUAAGAGUAAGAAAAUGACUCAAUCCGUUGUAACAGAUGAUUACGACCCUUACGAACAUCGCCAAGUUAAACAUCCCACCAAUAAUUGGCAGACGUUUGCCCAUUUUCUCAAGGCCAGUAUCGGUACCGGCGUAUUAGCCAUGCCUGCUGCCUUCGCAAAUGCAGGUUACAUAAAUGGUUUCCUAUUAACAGUAAUAAUUGGGAUCGUAGCAGUACAUAGUUUGCAUAUAUUGAUUGAUUGCAUGUAUGAGUUAUGUAAACGUAAACGUGUUCCAUAUCUUUCAUUUUCCGAAGCCAUGACUGUAGGUUUCCAGGAGGGACCACCCAUAUUUAAAUGCAUUUUACCCAUAGCAAAACCGUUCGUUGAUGGUUUUUUGGCUUUCUAUCAUUUUGGCACGUGCUGCGUUUAUGUGGUUUUCAUAGCGGAGAGUAUAAAGCAAAUUAUCGAUGAAUACUCCGUGGUUUUAGAUGUACGUCUGCACAUGUGUUUUAUAUUGUUACCAUUAUUUUUAAUUUUCAGUAUACGUAAUUUACAAAUAUUGGCAACAUUCUCAUCAGUGGCCAAUUUGCUGUUGUUUGUGGGUUUCGGUGUUAUUUUAUAUUAUGUUUUCGAUGAUUUACCAGCGAUACAAGAACGAAAACCCUUUGAAACUUUAAAUAAAUUACCGAUAUUUUUUGGCACCGUAUUAUUCGCCUUAGAAGCCAUUGGUGUGAUUUUGGCUAUAGAGGAAAAUAUGGAAAAACCUAAAGCUUUCGUAAAGCCAUGUGGCACUUUGAAUUUGGGUAUGUUAAUAGUCCUGGGUCUUUACAUUGCAAUAGGCUUUUUCGGUUAUUUGAAGUACGGCGAUAAAGCCUUGGGCAGUAUUACGUUAAAUUUACCACAGAAAUCUAUUUUAGCUCAAGGUAUAAAAAUAUUCUUUGCUAUAACAAUAUGGAUCUCAUACGCUUUACAGGGUUAUGUAACCGCCAACAUAGUAUGGAAUAAAUAUUUAGCGAAACGUGUAAAGGAUACUGGGAAGCAUGUGCUCUUUGAAUUACUUGUACGCUGUGCUAUCGUUUUGCUCACAUUUGCAUUCGCGAUUGCUUUACCGGAUUUAUCGCUGUUCCUGUCACUUGUGGGUGCAUUUUGCCUAUCAAUAUUGGGUUUGAUUUUUCCCGCUUUACUACAGAUUUGCGUUCAAUAUCGUACCGGCUAUGGCAAAUGGAAAUUUAGAUUAGCGAAAAAUCUAUUACUAAUAAUAUUUGGUGCUGUCGGCGGCAUGAUGGGCACUUACGUUAGUAUAAUGGAAAUCGUCCGGGCUUAUACAAAGUAUACUUAAACAUCAAUGAGCAUCGUAGAAUGAAAAGAGGCAAAAAGAAAAGGAAACCUCGCAGUACGUCAUAUGUAUUGAAUAAAGUUUA